Molecule: messenger RNA, 2062 nt
Organism: Nomascus leucogenys (northern white-cheeked gibbon)
Lineage: Eukaryota; Metazoa; Chordata; Mammalia; Primates; Hylobatidae
Gene: CPNE9
Product: copine family member 9
Biological process (GO): cellular response to calcium ion
Cellular component (GO): plasma membrane
Molecular function (GO): calcium-dependent phospholipid binding
Source: RefSeq, a predicted model, not a curated record
AGCCGCUGCCGCCGGCGGCCACUGUCAGGGCGCGAGCGGCGGGAGCGCACGCAGGGCUGGAGCGAGUGCAGCCGCCGCCGCCGCCGACACCGCGGCACAUGGGCCGGCCCCGCCGCUGCCGUCGCCCCUAGCCCCAGCAGCCCUGGUCUCGCAGCCUCCUGCGGCUCUGGUCGCCCGACCAGCCAUGUCUCUCGGCGGAGCCUCCGAGCGCAGCGUCCCGGCCACCAAGAUUGAAAUCACCGUGUCCUGCCGGAACCUGCUAGACCUUGAUACCUUCUCCAAGUCCGACCCCAUGGUGGUGCUUUACACGCAGAGCCGGGCCAGCCAGGAGUGGCGGGAGUUCGGACGGACCGAGGUGAUUGAUAACACGUUGAACCCAGACUUCGUGCGCAAAUUCGUCCUCGACUAUUUCUUUGAGGAAAAGCAAAAUCUGCGCUUCGAUGUGUACAACGUGGACUCCAAAACCAACAUCUCCAAACCGAAGGAUUUCCUGGGACAAGCGUUCCUGGCCCUGGGAGAGGUGAUCGGAGGCCAGGGCAGCCGAGUAGAGCGAACCCUCACGGGUGUACCAGGCAAGAAGUGUGGGACCAUAUUGCUGACUGCAGAAGAGCUUAGCAAUUGUCGGGACAUUGCCACCAUGCAGCUGUGUGCAAACAAGCUGGACAAGAAGGACUUCUUUGGGAAAUCAGACCCCUUCCUUGUGUUCUACAGAAGCAAUGAGGAUGGCACGUUCACCAUCUGCCACAAGACAGAGGUUGUGAAAAACACACUGAAUCCUGUGUGGCAGCCCUUCAGCAUCCCUGUGCGGGCUCUGUGCAAUGGAGACUAUGACAGAACGGUGAAGAUUGAUGUGUAUGACUGGGACCGGGAUGGAAGCCACGAUUUCAUUGGUGAGUUCACCACCAGCUACCGGGAGCUGAGCAAGGCCCAGAACCAGUUCACAGUGUAUGAGGUUCUUAACCCUCGGAAGAAAUGUAAGAAGAAGAAAUAUGUCAACUCAGGAACUGUGACGCUGCUCUCCUUCUCUGUGGACUCUGAAUUCACUUUUGUUGAUUACAUCAAGGGAGGGACACAGCUGAACUUCACAGUAGCUAUUGACUUCACAGCUUCCAAUGGGAAUCCUCUGCAGCCUACCUCCCUGCACUACAUGAGUCCCUACCAGCUCAGCGCCUAUGCCAUGGCCCUCAAAGCAGUGGGAGAGAUCAUCCAGGACUAUGACAGUGAUAAGCUCUUCCCAGCUUACGGCUUUGGGGCCAAGCUGCCCCCAGAGGGACGGAUCUCCCACCAGUUCCCCCUGAACAACAAUGAUGAGGACCCCAACUGUGCGGGCAUCGAGGGUGUGCUGGAGAGCUAUUUCCAGAGCCUGCGCACAGUGCAGCUCUAUGGACCCACCUACUUUGCUCCUGUCAUCAACCAAGUGGCCAGGGCUGCAGCCAAGAUCUCUGAUGGCUCCCAGUACUAUGUUCUGCUCAUCAUCACUGAUGGGGUCAUCUCUGACAUGACGCAGACCAAGGAGGCCAUCGUCAGUGCCUCCUCAUUGCCCAUGUCUAUCAUUAUCGUCGGUGUAGGACCAGCCAUGUUUGAGGCAAUGGAAGAGUUGGACGGUGAUGAUGUGCGCGUGUCCUCUAGGGGACGCUACGCAGAGCGGGACAUCGUUCAGUUCGUCCCAUUUCGAGACUAUGUUGACCGGUCGGGGAACCAGGUGUUGAGCAUGGCCCGACUGGCCAAGGAUGUGCUGGCCGAGAUCCCGGAGCAGCUGCUGUCCUAUAUGCGCACCAGAGACAUCCAGCCUCGGCCCCCACCCCCUGCCAACCCCAGCCCCAUCCCAGCUCCAGAGCAGCCCUGAGGAUUCCACAUAUCCAAUGCCUCACAGUCUGCUCGCCUGCUCACCCACUGCUUCUGCUUUAAGCCAGAGGCACCUGGAACCCUGGACUUCAUUAGGAGGGCCAACUUGGAGGAUCAGUGCUGGCUGACAAGCCCUCCGCCUCCUUGCCUGCAGAGGGCCUGGCACUAUUACCACCUCCCUGCCUUCAUGCCAAUAAUAAAGCUGAUCUUUAUUCCA